GACAGCCUGCCCGGAAGUGGAGGCGGGGCGCUGUCACUACGUGCCAGUCGCGCGAGGCGUCUGCUGGGUCCGGCGGCGUCAGGGGACCGCGUCUCAGCCGGGCGAUGGCGACGUACACCUGCAUCACCUGCCGGGUGGCGUUCCGCGACGCGGAGCUGCAGCGCGCGCACUACAAGACGGACUGGCACCGCUACAACCUGCGGCGGAAGGUGGCGGCCAUGGCGCCGGUGUCGGCCGAGGGCUUCCAGGAGCGCGUGUGGGCGCAGCGGGCGCAGGCCGAGCAGGAGGGCCGGGCCACGGCCACCUACUGCACCGUGUGCGGCAAGCGCUUCGCGUCGCUCAACGCCUUCGAGAACCACCUGCGCUCGCGGCGCCACCUGGAGCUGGAGAAGAAGGCGGUGCAGGCGGCCAGCCGCCGGGUGCAGAUGCUCAACGCCAAGAACCUGGAGAAGGGGCUGGCCGCCGACGGCCUGGACAAGGACGCGGUGAACGCCGCCAUCCAGCAGGCCAUCAAGGCCCAGCCGUCUCCCAAGAAGGCGCCGGCGGCCGAGCGGGGACCGGGGACCCCCGAUGGCGACGCGGCCGACAAGCCCCCCCGGCUCCAGUGGUUUGAGCAGCAGGCCCGGAAGCUGGCCCGGCUCCAGGACGAGGACGACGACGGGGACGAGGACGAGGACCUGGAUGAUUGGGAAGACGUGGACACUGAUGAAGAGCUGGAAUGCGAGGACACUGAAGGCCUGGAGGAGGUCGAGGAGGAGGGAGAGGCCAGGGCAGGCCCCCCGCCUGGAGCCAUCCCAGUGACGGACUGCUUAUUUUGUUCCCACCAUUCAAGCUCCCUCGUGAAAAAUGUGGCCCAUAUGACUAAAGUCCACAGCUUCUUUAUCCCUGAUAUCGAGUACCUUUCGGACCUCAAGGGACUGAUCCGGUACUUGGGAGAGAAAGUCGGCGUGGGGAAGAUCUGCUUGUGGUGCAAUGAGAAGGGCAAGUCCUUCUACUCCACGGAGGCAGUGCAGGCGCACAUGAACGACAAGAGCCACUGCAAGCUCUUCACAGACGGGGACGCCGCGCUGGAGUUUGCAGACUUCUAUGACUUUAGGAGUAGUUAUCCCGAUCACAAGGAUGAUGAGGACACUGACGAGAAAGAGGAAUUGUCUUCAGAAAAAACCUUGGAAUACGAUGACGAGACCAUGGAACUGAUUCUGCCGUCUGGGGCCAGAGUGGGCCACCGCUCCCUGAUGAGAUACUACAAGCAGCGCUUCGGCCUGUCCCGAGCCGUCACCGUCACCAGGAACCAGAAGGCCGUGGGCCGGGUCCUCCAGCAGUACAGAGCCCUGGGCUGGACGGGCAGCACAGCCGCAGGAGCAGCCCUCGCGCGGGAGCGGGACAUGCAAUACGUCCAGAGGAUGAAGGCCCGGUGGAUGCUGAAGACGGGGAUGCAGAACAAUGCCACCAAGCAGAUGCACUUUCGGGCCCAAGUGCGAUUCUGAGGCUCUGCUUGGGGCUGCCCUCCCCCCAUCCUCCUUGUCCGAGAACCGCUGGGAGCCGGGUUAUAUUGUCGGUCCUUUCUGCUGCUACCUCUCCCUCUACUUCCUGUGCUCUGACUUCAUAAUAAAAAGUCAGAACCAUAUGGACUUCCUCGUGUUGUUCUGGAACAAUAGGGUUUAAAGAUUGUUUCUGGGGCCAGGUGGUGGCACACCUGGCUGAGUACCCACAUUACAGUGCUCAAGAACCCAGGUCCCCGCCUGCAGGAGGAAAGCUUCAUGAGUGGUGAAGCAGUGCUGCAGGUGUCUCUUGUCUCUCCUCUGUCUCCCCUGCCCCUCUCAGUUCUCUGUCUCUAUCCACUAAAUAAAAAUAAAGAUUGUGUUUUUGAAACUUU
Erinaceus europaeus (western European hedgehog) is the source of this 1876-nucleotide messenger RNA. RefSeq names its product zinc finger protein 622 (gene ZNF622). Gene Ontology annotation, cellular component: preribosome, large subunit precursor. The transcript has 6 exons. NCBI's taxonomy places the organism in Eukaryota, Metazoa, Chordata, Mammalia, Eulipotyphla, Erinaceidae. Gene Ontology annotation, molecular function: zinc ion binding; nucleic acid binding. The coding region runs from base 105 to 1487 and encodes 460 amino acids. Gene Ontology annotation, biological process: ribosomal large subunit biogenesis. The record is from RefSeq and is a predicted model, not a curated record.